UAUCUGAAAAUCGGUUAUUCAAUUUGAUAAAAAGUAAAUUUUGUGUCGGUUCUUAAAUAGUCAUUAAAUUUAGUCGUAAUUAGUGUAAGUUUUGUACUUUUAUACAUUUUUAUUGUUUUUAUUCGUACAAUGUAUCGUUUUGUAAAACAAAUACCGUGAUAAUAAGUGAACAAACAUAAUUCAACAAAAUGAAGCUGUAUUUUGUCGCAGCUUUACUCGCUAUUCCAGCGUUGAUCUAUCUCGCCGAUGCGAGCAACAACUAUAAGGAUUUUAUGAAAGAAGAAGAUUUAAAGAAGAAUGAAUUCGCCGAUUUCGAUAUAUUUGAUGAAGAUGAUGAUUUUGAAGUAGAUAUCAAAGUUGAAGAUGAAAAAUCCGAACCGGAGCAACCUCCUCCACCUAGCGCUCCUUUUACUGCAGAAGAUGUGGUUGUCGAGGACGUAGAUGAUUUCGAUCAUUUCGACGAUGAAGAUGAAUUCGAAGGUUACGAAACAACAAGCGAAGCACCUAAGAAAACAUCGAAGCGUGGCCCUGAAAUUUCCAUCGUUCAGUUACCUGGUCAUGUUCACUUCAAUUAUUAUGUCGAAGUUGCUCUGUUAAUGGGUAUUCUUAUUUAUUUCACCAAUUUCAUCAUCGGAAAGCAUAAAAAUUCUGAAAUGGUUACCGCUUGGUUUAAUACCAAUAAAUCAUUGUUGAAUGAUAACUUUGCCUUUGUUGGCGAUGAUGGAAAAGCGACGACCACUAGCAGUAAUGCUGUUACAAAAGAAAGUGAACAUUUAUUCACCUUAUGGUGCAGUGGAAGAACUUGUUGCGAAGGAAUGCUGGUAGAAUUGAAAUUUCAAAAAAGACAAGAUUUGAUAUCAGUGUUAUCCAAUUACUUCAGUGAAAAGAAGGAUCAAAUUCACAUUAAGUUUAGUUUUGCGAAAGAGGACAUGGAUAACUACGUCUUCUGCGUUGCUUCGAAAAAGAAUGCUGGUAAAUUAGUCAAAGAAAUGGUUGAUUUGAGUACUUUCUGCCCUGAGCGUAGGCCUGGAGAAAAAUACGAGUUACCUUCAAGUUUUAAUGUGAUGAGUGAAAUAAACGAAGUCGCAAUUAGUUUCCUAGAUGCCAAAACGAUUUCUGCAUUUAACAGAUACGCUGAUCUCAUCGAUUACGUUCAUAUAUCUGAUAGGUAUUCUGGACCUAAAUCUCCCGAAGAUAAUCCUGGAAAACAGUUGGAGUUUAAGAGAAUGUUCCUCAUUGGAUUUUCUAUUCCCGAUAACGGGAAAUCGGCUGAAGAAGUUGCGGAACAUAUGUAUCCCUUGAUGACUCUAGUCUUUUAUUGGUUAGAAAAAAUUAGGCGUUUUAGAUUAAGUAAAGAGGGAAAACAAAAAACUGAUAAAAAUCGUACACGUAUCGAAGAAGCGUUUUUGAAAACUACCCAUUUGGCUAGAAACGAAGCAGCCGCUGCUCGUAGAGAAGAAAAGAAACGUAAAGAGAAAGAGAGGAUUUUACAGGAAGAUGAUCCCGAUAAGCAAAGGAAAUGGGAAGAAAAAGAAAUGAAGAAACAAAUGAAGAAGAAAAUACCAAAAAUGAAACAACUGAAAGUAAAAUCCUUGUAGUCAUUUUCAUUUCGGUUUAUCAUUGGUUAUUAUUCAUUAGCAAUAAAAAGGGUAUUUAGUUUGUAUUAUAAUAUUAUUAUGACUUAUUCUUAAUAUGUAUUUUUGUUGGUUCAAAAUUUGAAAUUUCGUGUGUUUAAAUAAUAUAUAUUUUUACACAGUAA
Messenger RNA from Planococcus citri (citrus mealybug), 1759 nucleotides. RefSeq names its product PAT complex subunit CCDC47. The transcript is spliced from 10 exons. NCBI's taxonomy places the organism in Eukaryota, Metazoa, Arthropoda, Insecta, Hemiptera, Pseudococcidae. Gene Ontology annotation, biological process: endoplasmic reticulum calcium ion homeostasis. The record is from RefSeq and is a predicted model, not a curated record. Gene Ontology annotation, molecular function: calcium ion binding. Gene Ontology annotation, cellular component: endoplasmic reticulum. The coding region runs from base 189 to 1598 and encodes 469 amino acids.